AAUCAGUGUAAAACGCAGCUGCAGGAGGUUAUGUCUCAUACACGGGAAAAGUAACUGUCCUGUAUCGGGUUAUUUCACGUUUGCUGUGUCUGUAUUUGAGAUAAAGCCGAUUCAUUUUCUGUAUAGUGUAUAUUUGUGUGUCGACAGAUUUACGUAAUAGUUUCGGUGAAGUAAACGUAGGGGUUUUCCCACUAUCCCCGCGUUACUGGAAUCACACGUCUACAGAGAUAUAAAGGAUCGGCUGACAAACACAGUAUGCAUGACAUAAACAACACAUCUCAGAAGCUUGAAAUCUAGGUAAGGAUGGAUUUUCUACAAUAUAAGUGGACAUUGGCAGUGACCUUGUUGACCAAUGCUGUCCACGUUUGGUGUUUUUUACCUACCCUAACUACGACCACACCGCCAGAUACCUAUAGCCACGUCCAAAUCACAAGAGAUGGAGUCAAGAAAGCGGCGGCCAAUUUUUUGACAGACAACGGACUUGUUGAGGGGUCGUACUCAGAUCCAGAUAGAGUGUUGGCUAAAUAUUUUGGUUCAGAUACUGACAGUCAGGAAAAAUUUAAUCAGAAAAUGCGGGAUUUGUCGGCGCGAAUGAAUACAGUGCAGAAUGAUGUGAAGUUGAUUGCAAAGUACACUGUCAAUGGGGAACGUAUAGAAGACGCGUUCAACCUUCUGAAGAAGUUGUCGGGACAAACACGCGUGAUGACGUUACUUGAGCCAUACGACACAGCUGCACAGGAAAGCACGUUCGAUAAUCUGGCUAAAGCUCUGCUAGUCAUCCAGUCGUUUUACAGCAGUACGAACUGGGCGGAGAUGAAUGGGGACGUGGUGUGUCCAGCGUUUGGUGGUGACGGAACCAGUCUGCCAAAGAUAGUGAAGGCCUGGGAGGCGACCUGCAGCAACUGUGAUCCAAAUGUCAAGUACGACUGUUUAGGCAACAUGGUGACAAACUCCUUAACCAGUGGCUUCAGACCAGAGCAGGAUGUCAAGAUACCACAUUUGAAUACGGGAUUAAAAUGCGCACAUGACUGGAAUACUGACAAUACCAGACUAGCUAUUGGUGGAAUCGGGAAAGACACUACUGACGCCAAUCUCACACCACACGCAGAUAUCCACCCGGAUGCUGUUGUAGCCGCGAUCCGAGCAACAACUGAAUACUUGUAUCAAAAUGGCAAAGGUAUUCUAAGCAACCUUUCCGUUGACGAGUUCAAAAAUCUGUUUGAUCUCAAAUCGCGUGAGAAAGAAUCACGUGGUUCCUUAACAAUUGUCAUGGACGUGAGUGGAUCAAUGAGCGAUGACAUGAAGGCGGCUAGAGACGCUUGUAUCAACUUGGUGUCAGCGGUUCAGGGAACACCAAAUGAACCAACGGAUUACAUACUAGCCACCUUUAACGACCCAGAUAACAAAACAACCGGGGAAAGAUUCACAAAUGGAGAUGAUAUCAUUAACAAGCUUCAUAGUCUUGUUGCUGACGGAGGUGGAGAUUGCCCGGAGUAUGCGAUAUCUGGAAUACUCAGAGGGAUAUCCCUCACUAAAAAUGGAUCCUAUCUGUAUAUGUUCACUGAUGCUGAUGCAUCAGACGGAGAUAGGAUGGGUGAGGCAAUUGCCAAAGCGAAAGCAAAGCAUAUUAAGAUAACCCCUGUACUGACUGGAUCAUGUAACAGACGUCGACGACAGGCUACGCGACGAGUAGCGCGUGCGAUCCACGACGUUUAUUUCGAGAUGGCUGCUGCCACAGGAGGUCAGGUAUACGAAACCACGAAGUCUGAAUUAGGAGCUGUUCUGUCUAAAAUUAUGCAAAAGGAGAUGCCGUCAUCCAGUGUUGUGCUGCGGACCUUUAAGAUACAUUCCACGGGCGGUGACCGAGGCUAUGUUAUCGUUGAUGCUUCUAUGAACCUCCUCAAGAUUGAGGUCGAUGGCGCAGCCUCAGUUGAUGACAUAAGAGUUGAAGAUCCUAAUGGUUCAAAAUUACAAUACCUCCCUGGUUUCGCGUCUCGAUAUUACAGUGACGGGAAGGUUAUCAUCUCCGUACAGAAACCUGUGACUGGUAAAUGGACCAUUAUCCGGACGGCCACAAAGUCACUGACUGUGCGCGCUUCUGGAUCAUCGUCGUUAGAUUUCUCUUUAGUAUUAACGGAACAAGACGAGAGUGGAGUUCCAUACAUCAUACAAGGGAACCCAAUAGCAGGUCAAAACUACAGCAUACUGACCCAGCUAUUCAAUCUAGGCUACAACGCAUCACUAGAUGACAUGUCUCUUGUUAAUCUUUUCGGAGAUGAGGUUGAGAAGGUUGAGACGUCUCUACGUCGAAUUGGAUCAGAGGUGUCUGCUGUUGCAAACUUCAAAAUGCCUACACAACGAGUCCGAGUACAGAUAACCGGUGCUCUUCCAGGCGGGGAAAGUUUCCAAAGAACCAAUCUACAAAUUAUCUCCCCGGUCAGUGUGGAGCUUCGACUACAAACAAACUUAGAUCCUUUGCCCUUCAACGAGCCACAGAACAUUACCUACUUCUUGGGAAACCAUGGUCCAAACAAUGAAACAUUCAUUGUAGACGUUGACGCAGAUUAUGGCGGUCUGUCUAAUGUGAUGCAUACAAUGUAUCCAGGGGAGGUCAACGGGUAUAUCUACCAGGUCAUAGGUCGGACGACAUCUAAAACACUGAAGUACACUGUGUCUGUGAGACAGCAGGGUUCUGAACAAACACUACAGUCCUUAUCUGGUUCCGUUUGGUUUGAGAAUCCAGCCUGCGACGUCAUUCACAACGGGGAUGCAUGUCCUGAGACGGUCAAUUCACCAGCUUCCUGUCAGUCCAUCACGUGGUCUAGUCGUGCUGUCUUUUCUCCGGAAGUAAAGUCAUACGAAAUAUCGACCAUCGAUGCAAAUAUUGAGAUAAUGGCAAACUACACGACCGAUGAUGGAAAGCAGUAUAUUAAUAUUAGUGGAGAUUGUUGUUCGCCGUCUGUAUACCUGUCUGCUCUGGGAUCAAGUGGCUACAUGAUUGGUCAGUGUCACUUUAAUUUCGGAUCCCUACCCACCAUCACCAUAACGGAGCUGGAACCUUCAGAUUGGACAUUGUUCGGAGUUAUCUUCGGCGUGGCUGCUGUAUGUCUGAUCGUAUUGGCGACUAUAGCAUUAUGGCGUCAGAAACGUGAAGGGAACUUUCACGUAAUGCAUCAGUAAUAGUACCACGAAAUGACGAACUGAGCUGUGACGUCACAAUGUGAGUCACGUCGUAAGCACUUAGGGUAAUGACAACAACGGGUUCACCAGUUGUUAGUAUAAUGUGAUCGGGUGGAAUGCUGUGCUGAGUGCCUUCGGCAUUGCAUUUCAGUCAGAUAACCCAUAAACCGGCAUGAUAUCUGCGCUUCCACAAGGAAGCAAUUACACCAACAAACCCUGUCUCCGGCACACAAACACAUAUGCACAUAUACACGACAAACAAGGAGGAACGUUUUUAAAUGACCUUAUAUGUUAAUAGCACGUUAAACAAAAUAAAAACAAACAAAACCACGUAGUAAGCGUAUAUGUUAUGGCAUACCAACCGCUUUGUCUUAUUAAAAUGGGAUUUGUCCCUUAGACGACCCGUUUCUUGCACAAAUAAGGGGAAGUUCCAUAUUUCAAAUGAUUCAUUAAUCUCUGUCAGAAACUGUAACUAUACAUCGGUGACUUAUUUUUGCGGCAUAGACAUGGCUUUGUUAAAUCAUUUCUGAAAAGAAACUAUGCCUUUCGGAACCCUUACUUUAAGCUUAUAAAGAUAAAAACAACAAGAAAUGAAUAAACUAUUCAAUGAUAUAAGUAUCGAAAAUCAAUCGGGCCAAACUGGGAUUCGAACUUUGGACUACCGAUAGAGUCGAUGCUACCAACUGAUUUACCUGUUAAAAAAAAUAUUCCUGUUCCUUUUGUGCUAGAAUAAUAUACAAAACAACAUGCUAAAUUAGAUUAUGAAUGCGAACAGAAACAUUUCAAUAUUCAUAUUUACAUUUUUUAUAUAUUUUAUUCUCGUGGAAAAAAUAGAUGUUAAAACUCACAAUUUACUUUAAAGAGGUCCAUUUAACGUGUGUACUUGUACAAACAAAGAACAGACAUCUUCCAGGGAAGAUCGGUGAUAUGAGGUAUCCGACAUUAUAAUUAUGACGUCAGCAUAUGAUGCAAUCCGAAUUAGGAAAGGUUUUAAAGUGGUCGUGUCAUUAAGUGGUAAAUGAUACUUUUCACUCGAUUUUGCAAAAGAUAUAUCCUUUCAAGAAACAAUAUAUCUUAAGGAUCUCUGAACUACUGACAAAAUCUGUAACACUUUAUUAAAACUGGGUUUUUUUCUGGUAUAACUACAGUGUUGACAUAUCUUUUUUGUAAGCGAAACAAAAAUUGUAGGAAUUUUAUGGAGUAAAACAAUAUAUUAAAUAAAUAAAAUAUAAUCAACAACAGUGGGUUUUUUUACGUAGCCAUUCAGCCGGGCUAGACCAGGAUUAAACACCUAAACAUAAGAUUAAUGUAUUAUCGCUCUAACCGACUUGGCCAAAGGAACAACAGUCCAUUCGGCCCACAUGUGCUAGAGUUAUAUCCAAAAACGGAUUUCAGGAGAGGUUACCUACAUAAAUAUGAAAAAAACAACAGCGCAGUUGGACAGGGAAUUUUUAACAGACUAAUUUCAUAAAUCUGUCUUAUAUCAGGGGACGAUAUAUGUUACAAGAUAUUUUUUUCACGGCACUGUGUUGUAUCUUUGAGCAAGAUACUUUACUCUGCUUGUUCCAGUUUACUCAGCUGUAAAUGAGUAUGUGGUUGGGCACUGCUAAAAUUGUUUGAUGCUAGCUGUGAGCGCCGAAAUGACAGCACCGGCUGUAUGCUCCCUAGGGAGUUGUGAUGAAGCGGUAUAUAAGAACCACGAAUUAUUAUUAUUAUUAUUACGAAUGUACGUGAAACUGUACACAUCAAACGAUAUAUAACUUAUAUAGAGCACAUUUACGAAAAUCUAUUUGUGAUUUCUGUGUCAUUUUAUAUUUCAUGUAAUGUAUGUACAGUAUUAGUGGCGGAUCCAGAGGGGUUUUUUGGGCUCC
Molecule: messenger RNA, 5051 nt
Organism: Mizuhopecten yessoensis (Yesso scallop)
Lineage: Eukaryota; Metazoa; Mollusca; Bivalvia; Pectinida; Pectinidae
Product: von Willebrand factor A domain-containing protein 7-like
Exons: 21
Coding region: 304-3180 (958 amino acids)
Source: RefSeq, a predicted model, not a curated record